This is a messenger RNA of Sphenostylis stenocarpa, 1959 nucleotides long. NCBI's taxonomy places the organism in Eukaryota, Viridiplantae, Streptophyta, Magnoliopsida, Fabales, Fabaceae. The record is from the annotation of a GenBank genome assembly.
AUGGAUCUGGAUCGUUUUAGUGUUGGUGGUCAUAGUUGUGACCUAAUCUGCAAGUUCAGUUCAACUGAGUGGACAAGGGAUCAUUUUGUUAAUCAUGUAGUCAGUGUAUUGGGAAGAUCGGAUGGAUCACAACAAAAGCAUUUAGUUGCUUCCAUCUGUGUUGUGGCAAUUUUUCUUGGUUUUCUGUAUGUGUAUGGUGGAUCCAUCUUUGGUUCUCUGAGUAGUGGUUCAUCUUCUCUUGAACAUGGCAUUUCAUUGAAAAGACUUGGCUCAUCAGAUUUAGUUGCAGAGGAUGACAAUGAUGGCAAGCAAGAUGAGUCUUCAUCAGGUUUCAAGGAAGGAGAAGGGGAGACCAAUAUUGUUCCAAAGAGUUUCCCUGUUUGUGAUGAUCGUCAUUCAGAGUUAAUUCCCUGCUUAGAUAGAAACCUUAUCUACCAAAUGAGGGUGAAGUUGGAACGUUCUGUGAUGGAGCACUAUGAAAGACAUUGUCCACCUGCAGAGCGGCGGUACAAUUGCUUAAUCCCUCCUCCACCAGGAUACAAGGUCCCUAUUAAGUGGCCACAAAGCAGAGAUGAGGUGUGGAAAGCAAAUAUCCCACAUACUCACCUUGCAGAGGAGAAGUCUGACCAGAAUUGGAUGGUUGUAAAAGGUGAAAAAAUAGUGUUUCCUGGAGGUGGGACUCAUUUUCACAAUGGAGCCGAUAAGUACAUUGCAUCAAUUGCAAAUAUGCUGAACUUUUCAAACAAUAAUCUAAACAAUGAAGGAAGAUUGCGGACAGUGCUUGAUGUUGGCUGUGGUGUUGCAAGUUUUGGAGCAUAUCUUCUAUCAUCAGAUAUCAUUGCAAUGUCCUUGGCACCAAAUGAUGUGCAUCAGAAUCAAAUUCAAUUUGCCCUAGAAAGAGGAAUUCCUGCAUAUCUUGGUGUCCUUGGAACUAAGAAACUCCCUUACCCAAGCAGAUCUUUUGAACUUGCUCAUUGUUCUCGUUGUCGAAUUGAUUGGCUUCAAAGAGAUGGAAUACUACUUCUAGAAAUAGAUCGAUUGCUCAGACCAGGAGGUUAUUUUGCAUACUCAUCUCCAGAGGCAUAUGCUCAGGAUGAAGAGGAUCUCAGGAUAUGGAAAGAAAUGAGUGACCUUGUGGAGCGUAUGUGUUGGAAAAUAGCAGCAAAGAGGAACCAAACUGUUGUCUGGCAAAAGCCUACGUUAAAUGACUGCUAUAUGGAAAGAGAACCUGGUACUCUCCCUUCUCUUUGCCAGUCUGAUGAUGACCCAGAUGCAGUUUGGGGAGUAAAUAUGGAAGCAUGCAUAACACCUUACAGUGACCAUGAUAACAGAGCCAAGGGUAGUGGUUUAGCUGCAUGGCCUGCAAGAUUGACUAGUCCUCCUCCUAGAUUAGCUGACUUUGGCUAUUCAAAUGAAAUGUUUGAAAAGGAUACGGAACAAUGGCAAAGGAGAGUUGAGAAGUACUGGGAUCUCUUGAGUCCAAAAAUUGCAUCAAACACGUUGAGGAAUAUUAUGGAUAUGAAGGCAAACAUGGGUUCAUUUGCAGCAGCUCUUAGAGACAAGAAUGUUUGGGUUAUGAAUGUAGUACCCCAUGAUGGACCAAACACACUUAAGAUCAUAUAUGACAGAGGCCUCAUUGGAACUAUUCAUGACUGGUGUGAAGCAUUCUCAACAUACCCCAGGACCUAUGAUUUACUUCAUGCAUGGACUGUCUUUUCUGACAUAGAAAAGAGAGAUUGCAGUCUUGAAGAUCUAUUAAUCGAGAUGGAUCGUGUGCUUCGGCCCACCGGUUUUGUGAUCAUCCGAGAUAAACAGCCAGUGAUUGAUUUUAUAAAGAAGUACGUAAGUGCUUUGCACUGGGAAGCAAGUUCUGACUCUGUCCAAGAUGGUAAUGAAGUUGUUCUUAUCUUCCAGAAGAAAAUGUGGCUGACUAGUGAAAGCUUUAGGGACACAGAAUAG